Podospora anserina S mat+ is the source of this 1305-nucleotide messenger RNA. RefSeq lists its product as uncharacterized. The record is from RefSeq and is a predicted model, not a curated record. Bases 1 to 1305 code for a protein of 434 amino acids. The transcript has 2 exons. Gene Ontology annotation, molecular function: FAD binding; D-amino-acid oxidase activity. NCBI's taxonomy places the organism in Eukaryota, Fungi, Ascomycota, Sordariomycetes, Sordariales, Podosporaceae.
AUGAGACUUGGGUGUUGGACAACAGAAGUAUAUAUUGUUCUGAUCGAGCCCUUUUUUUUUUCUUUUUUUUUUCUUUUUUAUCGUUAUUCUUCUCAAUUUCGUUCAGUCUUUAGGGGCUACUACUAUACACAGUUGCUCGAAUUACUUACCCUACUGAUCAAAACUCACAACCAUGGCAAGACACAUCGCCGUCAUCGGGUACGUCUCCCAUCCCACACCACAUUUUGUUUUUUUCACCUCACCUCACUAACACAUCCACUACAUAGCUCCGGCGUAACCGGCAUCUCCUCCGCCCUCCUCCUCCUCCGCGCCGGCCACCGAGUCACAAUCAUCGCAAAAGACUUCCCCGCCCCGUUUGAGACAAUCGACCCAAUCACCCAGAUCAACUACACCUCCCCCUGGGGCGGCGCCCCAGUAUUCGAACACCCCCUCUCCAUCACCACCUUCUCCCACAUGAAGUCCCUCUUUGCAUCCCACCCAACCACCGCGGGGAUAACCUUCCUCAAAGGAGUCGAAUACCUCGAAUCCCCGGGACCAGAGUACUUAUCCCUCACCCCCGCCACCGCAGCAUCCCUCCAACUCCCUGGAUUCCGCCUCCUCCCCCAGUCGGAAUUCCCCGACCAGAAAGUGAAAUGGGGGUGCGAGUACGAGACCUACUGCGUCAACCCAAUGGUUUACUUAUCUUUUCUGCUGAGGAGGUUUGUUCACCGAGGGGGGAGGGUGCUGAAACAUGCGCUGAGGUCCCCGGUGGAGGUUUUCGCUCUGUCGGAGAGAUCAACCCCUUCCCUAAAAAACGGGGGGGUAGACGCCGUGGUUAACGCCUCCGGGUUCGGGUUCGGGGGGGAUGAAAAUAUGUUUAUCACACGGGGGCAGACAGUUCUCGUCGCGGAAGAGUGCGACGCUACCGUCACCCGACAAAAUGCCGACGGUUCGUGGACUUUCUGCGUGCCGAGGGGGUUUGAAGGGGGGACGGUGAUUGGGGGGACGAAGGAGGUUGAUGAUUGGGGGGUGGAACCCAGGCCGGAGACAAGAGAAAAACUGUUGGAGAUGUUCAAGGGGACGUGUCCUCGGAUACUAAAUGGGAAGGGGGAGUUUACCGUCAUGGGGGAUAUUGUUGGACGACGGCCUAGUAGGAGGGGUGGGCCGAGGAUUGAUGGGGAGAUGCUGGAAGGAGGGAAGGGGUUUGUGAUGCAUGCUUAUGGGUUGGGGGGGAGGGGAUAUGAGCUUUCUUGGGGGGUGGCCGAGAGGGUGGUGGAGGGGGUGGAGGGGUAUUUUAGGGGGUUGAGGGGGGAGAGUAAGAUUUGA